Camponotus floridanus (Florida carpenter ant) is the source of this 766-nucleotide messenger RNA. It is a transcript of the gene mRpL41, whose product is annotated as 39S ribosomal protein L41, mitochondrial. Gene Ontology annotation, biological process: translation. The record is from RefSeq and is a predicted model, not a curated record. The transcript has 3 exons. NCBI's taxonomy places the organism in Eukaryota, Metazoa, Arthropoda, Insecta, Hymenoptera, Formicidae. Gene Ontology annotation, cellular component: mitochondrial large ribosomal subunit. Bases 167 to 664 code for a protein of 165 amino acids. Gene Ontology annotation, molecular function: structural constituent of ribosome.
GAAUCGCUCAUAUGACUGUUACCCCCUCCACUUACGGUUGCGUGGUGCUAGCGUGGGCAUUAAGUGGAGUAUGUUGCGUGAUUUUUAAUUCAGUGUUUAUUUCUCGGUAAAGAAAAAAACGUUGUCCAUCAAUACACAGGAUAUACUCUGAUAAGAGCAGACAUCAAUGGCAUCUUCGUGUAUGAUAUUGCGACGUGGUAUCGCAACUUCUUGCGUUUGUCAUGGGAAACGAAAUUUUCGAAAAUUCCUACUAUACAAUAAACGAGGGAGUCGUAAUUUUAAAAUGCAACAAGCGAAAAAUCCAGAUUCUGAUAUACCAAUAGAUAAGAGAGGUGUAAGAGAUAUUGGAUACAAAAUAGAUGACAGAUUUGUUAUUGUGCCAGAGAUGAUUCCUGAAUUGAUUGUUCCUUCAUUGGAAGGAUUCACUUUGAAACCAUAUGUAUCGUACAAAGUAGAGAUGUUUACAGAACCACAAUUUACCGCACAAGAUUUAUUUGAUGCAGUAUAUUCUAAAAAAAUAAAAGAAGAUUUUACAAAUAAUCAGUUGGACGAGAAAGGAGAGCCAGUGAAUCCUAACGAGUAUGAAAAGCUUACACCGCAACAAGCUAAGGAUAAUGCUAGCAAAACAGGCUGUGACAUUUUUGACGCUAACAAGCAAUUGUAAGAAUUUUUACUUUUUAGUAUUUAUGAUUCUCUAAUGUAUAUUUUUCUCUCUUUUAUGUUAAAAUAAAGAAUCUGGAAUAUACUCUAGUCAGAUUAAUAUGGA